UUUCCAAGAUGUCAGUAAAAAUAUAUCAAUGCUGGAGUCUUUCUCUCCUUGUCAAUAACGGGAGACAAUCUGUUUAUUCACAACACAACUCAUAACGGAUUGCUACGGUUUGCAAAGUAAAUUAGAGCUAUUUUGUCAAGCGUCAUUUCUUCUCGUUAACGCAGCUGCGGCGGCUGAAUAUAUUUUGUCCACGAGAAUCUCGAGUGAUUGUUGCAAAAUAGCGUUGUAAUGGCAUAAGCGUCAACCGUUGCAGUCUCGCGUCAUCCUGUCUGUAAAACGGACAAUGUAUAGUGACAAAUUUGCAUUGCUGCAACGCGAAACAGUCAAAAUGUCACGCACAACAAUGCUUAACGCGCGCGGACAAUAUAUUCACGGCCGCUCAAGUGGUAGUUACAGUUACAAGUCUAUAUAGAGAACACUCGCUUCAGAACCCAUGGCCAUUUAUCUUCGAAUAUCAGCAAUGUUACGUAUUUUAACUUUGGUUCUCUUCCUACGCCUGUCUUCCGUCACGCUGUCAUCGGAAGUAACGUCAUACGCGAGAGUAUCGAGAGACGAACGGCCCGGAAGAAGCUUUCACGAUUCUUUCUCGUGGAUCACCAGGCCCGUAGCGAGAAACAAUACGAGCGUGGAGAACGAAAAUAGAAGUAUAAAUGACGUUGUUAUCACAGCAUCGCCCGUGUACGUACCGCCGAAACCUCCGAAACUGAAGAAAGGUGAAGCGAUCGAUCAUCCAGCCAGCCCAAGAUAUUCGACGCUGGAUCACGAAUUGAUAGCCAAGCUGGACGCGGGCAAAAAGCAAAUUCAACAGCGAUUUAAUCCACCUGCGGCUGGACUCUUUGAUAAAGACCCUAUCCCUUACGCAAACGGAAGGCCGCAGAAAGGAGCGAGUAUAUCGGAUGCGGAAAACUCUCCAAGUAUAAACUCAUCCGCUUUUCCGGGUCCAAUCUUCCCUGGCAUAUACGAAUACAGCCCGAUGGGCCCGGUCCUCGACGACGAACCACCGAUGUCCAAACCGAUAAUCAGUAAAUAUCCACCUGCACCUAUGAACGAUGAGAUUCCAGAUUCUUACAAACCGUCACCGAACAAAUAUCACGUCAGCGACCAGCACGAAACGGACUAUCCUAAUUUUGAAAUGGCUUCUUCCUACGAGAACGACGGACCUGGACCGAAACCUAUGAAAUUUUCGAACCAUCACGACCGUCCACCUUCGUUCGCAGAGGAUUCAUACGAACACGAUCAUCAUGAUUUUCAUCAGGACCUGAUCUACGAUCACAUACCCGUGUAUCACGAGCAUCAUCCCAAGACCACGACAGAGGAGCCGGAAAUGAACGACCAGCGACUCGACAAGAGGCCCUACUCGUAUUACUUUAUAGGAAAAAAGCUGUGGUAUAUACCGCUGUAUUUUAGCAUCUAUUUUAUCAUAUAUAUAGCGGCGCUCGUACUGAAGAGCGUCGCCCGACACAAGAUCAAUUUUCCGGCUCAGCUGGCGGAGGCCGUGACUCAUCGUAAAAGACGCGAACUUAGCGAAGGAUGGUGGCAUUUUACCGAAAGAAUACUUGAAGGGAUGGAACGAUUUGCUGAAACAUCCGGUAACAGUUCUGAACGUCGAGUGAGCUAUCGCUAAAAAAAAUCUCGAGACAAAAUUUCUAUGUAUUUUUAAUGAUCGCUAUUCUCGUCGCUGUAUAGAUGGUAUAAACAAUUGGAUAUAAAAGAUAAGUUUAUGAUGCAUAAUAUGUCGUUAAAAACCAUUGGUAAAUAUGUAGUAUUAUUUAUAAGAUAUAUAUAAUUUAUGCGUAAUUCAUGGUAUCUUAGAUAAGGCAAUCA
Molecule: messenger RNA, 1824 nt
Organism: Temnothorax curvispinosus
Lineage: Eukaryota; Metazoa; Arthropoda; Insecta; Hymenoptera; Formicidae
Exons: 4
Coding region: 434-1624 (396 amino acids)
Source: RefSeq, a predicted model, not a curated record